CAGAAGUACCCAGGUCUUCAUUACUAUUUGGAACAUUUCUUGUAUUUCCUCCUUGUCCUUUCUUGUGCUGCUAAUAUAGGAGAGACGGACAGAGAGAUGCCGCUGUGCCUUAAGAUGAGUAAAGAUAAGUCUGGUGUGGAGGAUUUUCAGACAUGCCUCGAUCCGUCAGAGGAGAAACACUCGCGUUUGACUUGUUUAUCGUGGAGCAAAAGUGAUGUCAAAGGCUUUUUGUGGAGAAAUGCUUUUUUUCUUCUCACAGUGGCUGGAAUUGUCCUGGGUCUCAUCCUGGGUUUUGCUCUGCACGCCGUUCACAUGACAGCCACUCAGAUACAAUACUUCAACUUUCCUGGAGAGCUGCUACUGAGGAUGUUAACCAUGAUGAUACUUCCUCUCAUCACCUCCAGUCUGGUCGCAGGCAUAGCAUCUGUGGACAAGGAGACGUACGGAAAAAUGGGUCUAUAUUCUAUGUGCUAUUAUGUGACAUCCAUGCUUCUGGCUCUGGCAACUGCCGUCCUCCUGGUUCUUAGUAUCAGGCCAGGGAAAUCACCUGCGAGCACGACAGAGGCCUCUGGUGGUGAAUCGAGGGGGACGCAGACUUUGGAUGUCCUUCUUGAUCUCGUCAGAAAUAUGUUUCCUCCAAAUCUGGUGGAAUCCUGUUUCAAAAUGUAUAAAACGGUUUAUUCUGAAAAUCACACCUCAGGUGUCAUCAACACAACUGAAAGAAAUGACUCAAUAUCAAUGCCAACCCCAAAGGAAGGCAGCACAGAUGGGAUGAAUAUUAUGGGUGUAGUGUUCUUCUCCAUUGCAUUUGGCAUCACCCUGAGUCUAAUGGGUGAUGAGGGGAAACCUCUAAAGGACUUUUUCAACUGCCUCAAUAAAGCCAUCAUAAAUCUUGUCAACGCAAUCAUUUGGUACUCCCCAGUAGGGAUCAUCUUCUUGAUCGGGGGACAGAUUUUAAAGUUGAGAGACUUAGGUGAUAUGGGACGCCAACUUGGCCUGUUUGUUGUCACUGUCAUCACAGGCCUGGUAAUCCAAUCAUUGGUCCUCAUGCCUCUCAUCUAUUUCAUCGUCACACGUAAGAAUCCCUUCAAGUUCAUAGCAGGUCUCCUCGACGCUAUCACCACUGCCUUCGGGACAUCAUCCAGUUCUGCUACUCUUCCCAUUACUUUGCACUGUCUGGAGAAUAAACUUAAAUUGGACAAAAGGGUAACACGCUUCAUGGUGCCAUUAGGUGCAGUUCUGACCAUGGAUGGAACUGCACUCUAUGAGACCAUCGCUGCCAUUUUCAUAGCACAGGUUCAUAAUAUUGAACUCAGCUCUGGCCAAAUCGUCAUCAUUGCAAUAACUGCCGCAGUUGCAGCUAUGGGGGUGACAGGUAUUCCACAGGGAGCCCUCAUAGCCAUGGCGAUGGUGCUGUCAUCAGCUGGACUGCCACUGGAAGGCAUUUCAUUAAUCAUCACAGUAGACUGGAUCCUGGAUCGUCUGAGGACAAUCACCAACGUGAUGAGUGACGGCAUCGGUGUGGGCGUCGUGCAACAUCUCUCCAGACAUGAGCUGCAGAGUUCUUCCACGGAGGAACUGAUGCUUGAUGACAACACCAACAACUUUUGACUGGGUCACAGUACAAACAUGUGACCACACUCUGUCGAGUAGAAUGCAUGGUUCCAAUAGUAGAAACAUUAGAACUAUAUACCACUGUACAAAUUCUACACCAAUAUUUAGUCAUUUAUACGCCAAAGAAUGUGCAUAUGCUUAACCCUGACACAAAGAUUCAAGUUAAAGAAGUUGAAUUGAGGGCACUAGUGGUUAGCACUGUUGCCUCACAGCAAGAAGGUUGCCGAUUUGAAUCCUGGUUCGACUGAGGGCCUUUCUAUGUGGAGUUUGCAUGUUCUCCCCGUGGGUUCUCCUGUUUCCUCCCACGGGUGUGACCCUGCCUUUCACCCUGUGUCUGCUGGGUCCCCCAACAACCCUCAUGCGCAGGAUAAAGCAGUGGAUAGUGAAUGAAUGAAUGAAUGAAAAGAGCAAAGUUAGUAAUAGCCUUAAAAACUCAGUACCAUCUGACCUAAUAUGUUAGAAAUUUCAAAAGAUACUCAGUGCAGGAUUAGCAUUAGUUUUCUUUGCACAACAAUUAGUGAUAGUGGAUUUGACCUCUGCAUUUAACCGACCAUCCUUAUCACACACACAACCCUACUUCUAAAAAAAGAAAACUUUGCCAUUUCAAACUAAAUCAAUCAUAAAACUAAAGAAAGGAAAAGAGCAAUGUUCCUCACAGUUAACUCAACAGGGUACAAAUCCCAGGAUGGGUCUGAAUGACUGCGGUAACCCUGAGAAACACCCAGUCCACCAUUGCUCCCUGGGUGCAGAGGCAGUGGUCAGUGAUUAUCUUUUUUAAGUAGUAUAGGUGCAAUUUAACUGUUGAAAAUGUUUCUUCCAAUAUGACAUUUUUUGACAUUAUAAUUGGUGUUUGGUACCUGGUGUGUUUCUCUUUCCAGUCUCCUGUAAAGUGUGACUCAUCUUAACAGUGCUGUGUU
Solea solea (common sole) is the source of this 2531-nucleotide messenger RNA. RefSeq names its product excitatory amino acid transporter 1-like. The transcript is spliced from 10 exons. Gene Ontology annotation, cellular component: plasma membrane. Gene Ontology annotation, molecular function: glutamate:sodium symporter activity; L-glutamate transmembrane transporter activity; neutral L-amino acid transmembrane transporter activity. Bases 97 to 1611 code for a protein of 504 amino acids. NCBI's taxonomy places the organism in Eukaryota, Metazoa, Chordata, Actinopteri, Pleuronectiformes, Soleidae. The record is from RefSeq and is a predicted model, not a curated record. Gene Ontology annotation, biological process: L-glutamate transmembrane transport.